This is a messenger RNA of Bipolaris oryzae ATCC 44560, 657 nucleotides long. RefSeq lists its product as uncharacterized. NCBI's taxonomy places the organism in Eukaryota, Fungi, Ascomycota, Dothideomycetes, Pleosporales, Pleosporaceae. The transcript has a single exon. The record is from RefSeq and is a predicted model, not a curated record. Gene Ontology annotation, molecular function: acyltransferase activity, transferring groups other than amino-acyl groups. The coding region runs from base 1 to 657 and encodes 218 amino acids.
AUGGUCUCCACGGAGUUUCGCAUUGAAACCCCUCGUCUCAUCGUCUCACAUCUCGAUUCGUUACAAGAUUCUCAUUGCGACUUUCUAGUAGAUCUAUACGGCAGCGAGCAAAAUCGUUCUCGCAAUCCUGUCGCUACACCGAUGCCUGAUCGAGAGGCUGCACGCAGGAAGAUCGACUCAAAUGACCUCAUCUGGACUUCGGGCUAUGGUCGCUACCUUGUCAGCCUGAAAACGUCCACUGGCUUUAUGGCAGUAGGACCAGAUUGUGUACCAUUCUCCGAGAUGCUUAAGACAUACACCAAAAUUGGCGUAGUCUCCAUGAACCGCCGAAGGUUCGAGGGCGCACCAACCGCCCCAGACCUAGGCUUUGGUCUGCUACCUGCCUUUCAAGGUAAGGGGUUCGCGACUGAAGCAGCAGCAGCUUUGGUGUGUUGGCUCGAAGAGGAGAAAGGUCAGACCGAAUUUCUUGCAUUUUGCAACAAGGAAAACGAGGGUUCGAAAGCAGUGCUUCGGCACAUUGGGUUCGAAGAGAGGGGAGUGUGGAACAUCGGAGGCAUGUCUGCAGACGGGCGAGUUAUUGAUGGCAUGGUGUAUAGCAAGGGACUCAUGAAGAGUCGAGAGACUUAUGGUUUAAGACAACACCGAGGGGUUGCAUAG